GGCACCGGACCCGUUUCCAAAGCACUAUACCGUAUGGCUCCUGCAGAAUUGAAGGAGUUAAAGGUCCAGCUGGAGGAACUCCUUGAGAAAGGGUUUACACGCCCUAGUGUAUCACCUUGGGGAGCUCCAGUGUUGUUUGUCAAGAAGAAGGAUGGGAGCAUGAGGCUAUGCAUUGAUUACCGGGAAUUGAAUAAGGUGACUAUGAAGAACCGGUAUCCCCUUCCUAGAAUUGAUGACUUGUUUGACCAGCUCAAGGGUGCCCAGGUAUUUUCCAAGAUUGAUCUUCGAUCUGGCUACCACCAGUUGAAGAUUAAAUCGGAUGAUGUGCCAAAGACUGCCUUUCGCACCCGUUAUGGUCAUUAUGAGUUCAUAGUCAUGCCAUUUGGCUUGACGAAUGCCCCUUCCAGAUUUAUGGAUUUGAUGAAUCGGGUGUUUAGCAACUAUGCUCUUCAUGAGAAGCACUUGAGGACAGUCCUCGAGACGUUGAGAAGGGAGAGGCUGUUUGCUAAAUUCAAGAAGUGUGAAUUUUGGCUAGACAAUGUUGCAUUCCUAGGUCACGUGGUGACUAAGGAUGGAAUCUCUGUUGACCCCCAGAAAAUUGAGGCCGUGGUUGAUUGGAAAAGGCUGAAUAGUGUUGUAGAAAUCCGUAGAUUUCUGGGAUUGGCUGGUUAUUACCGCCGAUUUGUGGGGGAUUUCUCUAGAAUUUCUCUGCCCAUGACUCGUCUUAUCAGAAAGGACACCAAGUUUGAGUGGACCCCAGAGUGUGAGAAGAGCUUUUUGACCUUGAAGGAGAAGUUGAUCACUGCUCCUGUACUUGCACUUCCAAUUAAUGGGGAAAAAUUCACUAUAUAUAAUGAUGCCUCUAAAAAGGGUUUGGGAUGUGUCUUGAUGCAAAAAGAUAGGGUUAUUGCAUAUGCUUCUCGGCAGUUAAAGCCUUAUGAAGAAAAUUACCCUACCCAUGAUCUGGAGUUGGCAGUCGUGGUAUUUGCACUCAAGAUCUGGAGGCAUUAUCUGUAUGGUGAGACUUGUGAAAUCUCCACUGAUCACAAGAGCCUUAAGUAUAUUUUCACUCAAAAGGAGCUUAAUAUGAGGCAGAGGCGAUGGCUUGAACUUUUAAAGGACUACAACUUGACCAUUAGCUACCAUCCGGGCAAGGCUAACAAGGUAGCAGAUGCGUUGAGCAGGAAGUCCUCUGGCACAGCCUCUAGCAUCCUUGCCACUCAGAAGGAGUUACUUGAGGAUCUUGUGAAA
Messenger RNA from Rubroshorea leprosula, 1251 nucleotides. Lineage: Eukaryota; Viridiplantae; Streptophyta; Magnoliopsida; Malvales; Dipterocarpaceae. The record is from the annotation of a GenBank genome assembly.